GAGGAAGACGUUUCCGUGGUAACAGGGGCCGGGUCCUUUCACCGCAGCGGCCACUUCACCUCCGGAGCUCCGGGACUCGGCUCAGUGACUGUCCUGGACGUGGUACAUCUGCGCCGGUGAGCCGUACAGGCACUGGGCGACACCUUUUGGAGGCGGCGGGCCCGCGCGAAGCACAGAGAUGCUCAAUAUGUGGAAAGUCCGGGAGCUAGUGGACAAAGCCACUAAUGUGGUGAUGAACUACUCUGAAAUUGAGUCCAAAGUCCGAGAGGCAACCAACGAUGACCCCUGGGGACCCUCUGGGCAGCUGAUGGGAGAAAUAGCAAAAUCUACCUUUAUGUACGAGCAAUUUCCAGAAGUCAUGAACAUGCUCUGGUCACGAAUGCUCAAGGACAAUAAGAAAAACUGGAGACGAGUUUACAAGGCUUUGCUGCUGCUGGCCUAUUUAAUCCGAAAUGGGUCAGAGAGAGUUGUAACCAGUUCCAGAGAACACAUUUAUGACCUACGCUCUCUAGAAAACUACAACUUUAUUGAUGAGAAUGGCAAAGAUCAAGGCAUUAACGUGCGGCAAAAGGUAAAGGAGAUGGUGGAGUUCAUUCAGGACGAUGACCGGCUCAGAGAAGAGCGGAAGAAAGCCAAAAAGAAUAAAGACAAGUACAUAGGCGUGUCAUCGGACAGUAUGGGUGGAGGAGGCAACAGCUUCAAGAACUCCACUGAGUUGGACCGUACAAAGUGGGACGAGGACUGGGACAAAGGCAAAGGUGGGUUUCCCUUCAGUGAGAAGCUCGGAGAGAUCAGUGACAAGAUCGGCAGCACCAUCGACGACACACUCAACAAAUUCAGAAAGAAGGAGAGAGACGACUCUCCAGAUAGAAUCAGUGACAACGAGGAGGACCGAUCUUCAAGAAACGGUCGACAAGACACACUGGAAUUUAAAGAUGAAGAAGAAACAGUGACCACAAAAAGCAUCCAGAUCACACAGGCCACAGAGACGACCACGACCACCACACGCAAACGCAGCGGAGGCUCCAGCAACAAGAGUCUGGACCUGGGAGCAGCCGCACACUACACCGGGGAUAAGAGCCCAGAGGAGAAGUCUUCAGGCAAACCGUCCUCGAGUAGUGGUCUUGCUGACUUGUUAGAGAUCGACCCUUCAUCCAAAAGCACCACAGGUGCAAGUCAGGACCUCAUUGGUGGCUUUGCAGAUUUCUCCUCUCCUGCUGCUUCUGCCAGCCUCCCAACCUCCACAGCUGCUUCUUCUUCCACUGGAAAUGGAGAGUUUGGGGACUGGAGUGCCUUCUCUAACCUCCCCACCUCAUCGUGUGGGCCAGCCCAGGCUGUCCCGGACCUGUUUGGCUCCACCACGCCCACCUCCGCUCCACCCUCCAACCCGGUCCCUCCAUCAGCCGAGCUCUUUGAUCUCAUGAGUGGACUCAGCCAUGUGGUCCAGACCCCUCAUGCCACUCUGAGUGCGUCCCAGAGCCUCACCUUCUCUUUGGGGGGAGCAGCACCGGGAGCUCUGCCCAACAUGCCCCUGUCCCGCUCACAGCAGAGUUUAGGGAGCAUGAUGCCGCAGCAGCCCAUGGGACAGCAGCAGAAAGUUGGUGGACAAGGAGCUUUGGGUUCAACGUGGUCUGAUCCUUCAGUUAACAUCAGUCUGGAUUUUUUAUCAGCUGGUCUCAACCCCAAUAAGACCCCACCUACUCUCAACAACAUUAUACAGCAGCAAGGUGUACCUCCUGUGAACCUUUUGGCUCAGAACUUUGGAGGACUGAACCUCAGCUCUCCUCCUCAUGUGACGCCCAUCAGGCCAGCUGCCAACCCCAUGAUGUCAGGCAACUGUAUGAGCUUUGGAAUGCCCACCUCUCCACCCAUGACAACCGGAAUGCCUACGUCUAUGACAACUGGAAUGCCUGGAACCAUGACAACAGGGAUGAACACGGGCUCUAUGGGGAUGCCUGGGAUCUCUGUGAACCAAAGCAUGAUGGGAAUGAACAUGAACAUGAAUUUAGGAAUGGGCGCUCCAGUGAUGAUGGGCGUCCCUACAAUGGGCCUAACACACUCCAUGUCUCCAGCCAUGGUCCCACCCAAACAAGAUGCCUUUGCUAACUUUGGCAACUUUGGAAAAUAAAUGUGAAUAUGUUUUGAGGUGUGAGUGAGUGUAUGUGUGUCAGACAUGUUUGUUUUUGAGAGUAGACCACUGAACGGUCUAUUGUGGGACUUGGAGGUAACCUUGCAUGUGACGUUUUUGCUCCAUCGGUCAGCUGCACAUGUUGUUUGCACUCAUGGUUUGUUGGCAUGAAUUUAGAGAUCAUGGAAGCAGUUGUCUUGCUGACCAGUUGUCUGUAAAGGUCACCUCUUUGUUUAUUGACCAUUUUCUAAUCUACAGUAUAACAAAUCAGUAUUUGUACCAGGGCUGCACAUGAGUGAGGUGGGCUCAAAAUGGCUUCACUGCCUUAAUUUUACAUUGUAAUGUGAAACACAUAUCUUUUCUAUUAUUCAGCCAAAUUCAAUUAUUAUAUAAGCCAUUUACCCUGGAUACAUAUUACACAGAUGCACAGAAAUGCAGUGCAUUUUUAACAAUGUAGAGCCAUAUGCCUGUCCUCCAGUAGAGGGCAUGAUAAAGUGUGCAAAUACAGAAUCUUCAGAGGCUGAGCUGCAUAGUAAUUUUUUGCCCUGCCUAUAUUAUUUUAAUCAUUAAAAUAUUGACAUCUCGCUGAUUUAAAAAUGUGUUCACAUACUUAAUAAGGUUCGUAGAGAGAAGUGAAGAGGGGAAGAUUUAGAAUGGCUGUGUAUGUGUGAGUGUGAAAACUUGUGAACAUGAUGUAGUUUUACUGUUACUGUGUGGAAACCGCUGAAGCAGAGCCUGUUGUCUUUUUCCUCAGGCUCUAUACUCCAAAAGACCAAAUCUUUAUUUUGUUACUCUCAGAGGGAUGAUUCAUAGCUAUCACUUUAUUUUAUUAGUUAACUUGUAUUAUGUUCAUAACAUAAUUGAGUUUAUUUUCUUUUGAUUGUACUUAAUUUUCUCUGUAAUUCAGUCUACAUUAAAUUACAACUUUACCU
Messenger RNA from Periophthalmus magnuspinnatus, 3060 nucleotides. RefSeq names its product clathrin interactor 1-like. NCBI's taxonomy places the organism in Eukaryota, Metazoa, Chordata, Actinopteri, Gobiiformes, Gobiidae. Gene Ontology annotation, cellular component: endosome; plasma membrane; clathrin vesicle coat. Gene Ontology annotation, molecular function: phospholipid binding; clathrin binding. Bases 179 to 2128 code for a protein of 649 amino acids. The transcript has 12 exons. The record is from RefSeq and is a predicted model, not a curated record. Gene Ontology annotation, biological process: endocytosis.